This is a messenger RNA of Haliotis rubra (blacklip abalone), 921 nucleotides long. Its product is annotated as putative proline-rich protein 21. The transcript has a single exon. The coding region runs from base 1 to 921 and encodes 306 amino acids. The record is from RefSeq and is a predicted model, not a curated record. Lineage: Eukaryota; Metazoa; Mollusca; Gastropoda; Lepetellida; Haliotidae.
AUGGCUCAUCGCACUGCACCAACGAUCCAUCCCACACCGCACCACACCCACUAUCCAUUCUUCACCGCACCGUACCAACGAUCCAUCCCACACCGCACCACACCCACUAUCCAUUCUUCACCGCACCGCACCAACGAUCCAUCCCACACCGCACCACACCCACUAUCCAUUCUUCACCGCAACGCACCAACGAUCCAUCCCACACCGCACCACACCCACUAUCCAUGGCUCAUCGCACCGCACCAACGAUCCAUCCCACAACGCACCACACCCACUAUCCAUGGCUCACCGCACCACACCCACUAUCCAUUCUUCACCGCACCGCACCAACGAUCCAUCCCUCACCGCACCACACCCACUAUCCAUGGCUCAUCGCACCGCACCAACGAUCCAUCCCGCACCGCACCACACCCACGAUCCAUAGCUCACCGCACCACCCCCGCGAACCUUUCCUCACCGCACCACACCCACGAUCCAUCCCGCACCGCACCGCAUCGCACCGCACCGCACCAACGAUCCUUCCUUCACCACACCUCACCGUACCCACGAUCCAUGGCUCACCGCACCACCCCCGCGAACCAUUCCUCACCGCACCACACCCACGAUCCAUCCCGCAACGCACCGCACCCUCACCGCACCAACGAUCCAUCCCUCACCGCACCGCACCACCCCCGCGAACCAUUCCUCACCGCGCACCACGAUCCAUCCCACGAUCCAUCACUGCACCGCACCGCACCGCACUGCACUGCACCGCACCGCACGCACCGCACCGCACCGCACCGCACCAACGAUCCAUCCCUCACCGCACCGCACCACCCCCGCGAACCAUUCCUCACCGCACAACACCCACGAUCAAUGGCUCACCGCACCACACCCACGAUCCAUCCCUCACCGCACCUCCCGCUCCUAACAAGCACAUAG